Molecule: messenger RNA, 707 nt
Organism: Paramuricea clavata
Lineage: Eukaryota; Metazoa; Cnidaria; Anthozoa; Malacalcyonacea; Plexauridae
Source: the annotation of a GenBank genome assembly
CAGGAAUUGAACCAAUCAAGAGGAUGGCUUAUUAAUUAUUAUGUUUUCGUAGACGUCCGACCAAUGAAGCAAUAAUAUAAAAGAGUUGCAAACAAAUUAAAAAUCAUUCAGAAUUUCAGAAAUCUAGCUCUCUCAGAAGAUACUUCAAGAAGAAUCCAAAAGCAGCAAGAAUGUCAGGUCGUGGUAAAGGAGGCAAAGGUCUAGGAAAAGGAGGUGCCAAGCGUCAUCGUAAAAUCUUACGAGACAACAUCCAGGGAAUUACAAAGCCCGCCAUUCGUCGUCUCGCUCGUCGUGGUGGUGUCAAACGUAUCUCUGGUUUGAUCUAUGAAGAAACUCGCGGUGUCCUCAAAGUUUUCCUCGAGAAUGUGAUCCGUGAUGCCGUCACCUACACCGAGCACGCCAAGAGAAAGACCGUCACUGCCAUGGAUGUUGUCUACGCCUUGAAACGACAAGGACGAACCCUCUACGGUUUCGGCGGUUAAAUUUCGUCAAGAAGAUAAAGAAAUAGAAAAAACGGCUCUUUUAAGAGCCACCAAAUGUAUAAAAGAAUACAAACGAAUUCAUCCCGUGCAUACGUACAAACGCAUCACAAUUUAAAUCGCUGUUCCACGACUAUGAUUUUGCUAGUCUAUAGUAUAACACUUUCAUCAGUGAUGCAAAUGACUUUUAAAACAUUCCCCUGGGGCUGCUCCGUUCCAACUCUAUUC